Ctenocephalides felis (cat flea) is the source of this 1782-nucleotide messenger RNA. RefSeq names its product trafficking protein particle complex subunit 10-like. Gene Ontology annotation, cellular component: TRAPPII protein complex. NCBI's taxonomy places the organism in Eukaryota, Metazoa, Arthropoda, Insecta, Siphonaptera, Pulicidae. The transcript has 6 exons. Gene Ontology annotation, biological process: early endosome to Golgi transport; intra-Golgi vesicle-mediated transport. The record is from RefSeq and is a predicted model, not a curated record. The annotation marks the transcript as partial.
AUUUCUUUUCCCCAGGAUGUAGAAACCUACAAAACGACCACCAAAGACGACAUAGACCAAUGGCUAAAACAACUCCAUUCCCGAAACAUCCAGGACUGGAUGAUAGUCCUGGUAGAAAAUUACGAUUUAAGGAAAAGUAACAAACUCCUGCCCAGGACUACCGUCCUGGACAAAUUGAGGAACGAUUUUGCUACUAAAAAUGGCGACAGAUUUUUAUCUGUCAUCAAUCCUUUAAAAUCGGAGAUCAAAUCGGCGGAUUCCUGGAGAGGAUUGUUAAUAAGGAUAAGGCAUUUGAUGUUAACUGGGUAUAAUAGGAGUAUUAUGAAGUUUGAGGAGUAUAUUCGAGAGCAGAGGGAACGGAGGAACGAGAAUGGGUGGAAUUUUUGUCAGUAUUUUUUGUUACAGGAAGAGUUGGCCUUCGUUUUCGAAAUGCUGGGUCUUUACGAAGACGCCCUCGUCCAAUACGACGAACUCGAUGCCCUCUUCACCCAGUUCGUCCUGAAUUCGCACAUUUCGAAUGGGCCAGCCUGGUUGGCCAGUUUUCAGAGGCCCUUACAAGCCUGGAAGGGCAUCAGGUUGUCUCCUUCGGCCAAUCAGCAGGAACGAGACCUGAUUGCAACCUGCGAGGCUUCUUUGCUGGAAUUUCGGAGCUAUUUGUUCCAGAGACAGUGCGCUAUGUUGUUAUUGACACUCAAACCUUGGGAGAUUGCUCAGAGAUCUCUACCAUUCCUCCACAAUACUGUUCGAGAACUCGAGUUAUUAGAUAUUGCAGAUUCUGCUCCAGAAGGCGCAGCAGCCUGCUGGGUCUUCUUAUGCUGCCUGGAAGUUCUGCACACUUGCGAAAGAUUUAAUAACAGCGGUCACGUGGAGCAGUAUUCUUUGUACACGGCUGAUUUGUGGGCUUAUGCUAGCGAUAAGUUGAAAUCUCUGGGUAAACUCUGCGGCCUGAUGCCGGGUUGCAGUCCUACUUCAACGCAACUUCAUGCCGUCGUCAAUCUGUCAGCAGGAAUGGGUGAUUGUCCUGGUACGAAGCAGCAGCCGUCGCCGACUGAUAAGCUGAAGGAGGCUUUGAGUUCGAAUGAUGCCUUUCAGAGACAUUAUUUGGAAUUAGCAGAACUAGCAAUGGGUACUUACAAGCACAUAGGGCGCAUUAGAAGCGCUCGGCUGAUCGGUUUAGAUAUCGCCAGAUUUUCAUCGGAUAUCGGACAGAUGAAUAAGGCCAUUGUAUUUUUAAAUGAUGCCCUAAGGGCUUUUAGUGAUGAAGGAUGGAGGACUUUGGUGGUGCAGACACAACUCGAACUUGCUGCUUGUUAUAAGAAGAUGAACGACUUGGAAAGGUACAUCCGAGUAUCAGCCGCCAUAUCGAGCUCUCAAGAACUGGAAAUUCUAGUCCGUCAUUUCUACUUCGAAGAGAUGACAAAAUCCCUAAAACAACUACUAGCGAAAAAAUCAACUUCCCUCAGCGAUCAACCCCAAUCGAACAUCCUGUCCGACCUUUCGGAUGUCUUUACAAUUAAAUCUUUAAAAUUAAUGCUGCCCGAUACCUGUACUGUGAUGCAGGACGAGACCGUAGAGACUGAAUUGAGACUGUAUAGUAGAUUUCCGAAGGAGAUCUAUGCGGAUUCCGUAGCCGUUUCUUUGGAGUUUAAAAAAGGGUUGGAUAACAAAAGUUGUAAGAAGAGGGAUGAAAAGCCGAAGGCGACGGAGGAGAAAAGUAGUCGGGUUAAUGGGGAUGCGGAGGAUGAGGAGGGCUGUGAUAGUAAAGUUUUAAGGAAUAUGUAA